This is a messenger RNA of Dipodomys ordii (Ord's kangaroo rat), 1193 nucleotides long. It is a transcript of the gene Psmd9, whose product is annotated as proteasome (prosome, macropain) 26S subunit, non-ATPase, 9. Gene Ontology annotation, biological process: proteasome regulatory particle assembly. NCBI's taxonomy places the organism in Eukaryota, Metazoa, Chordata, Mammalia, Rodentia, Heteromyidae. The record is from RefSeq and is a predicted model, not a curated record. Gene Ontology annotation, molecular function: protein binding. The coding region runs from base 74 to 769 and encodes 231 amino acids. The transcript has 6 exons. Gene Ontology annotation, cellular component: nucleus; cytoplasm.
GUGACUGUGGUGUUUUGGUCCGCGGGCGGAGCCGUAUCAGCAGUCUCCGUUCGCGUCCGUAGCCCGGAAACGGAUGGUCCGGCAUCCUAGGCCCGGUUCUACGAUGUCGGAUAAGGAAGCCAGGCCGAGCGAAGGCUCCUCGGGCGCCCGCGCGGCGACCGUCAGCGACAUCCACGAGCUGAUGCGCCGCAAGGAGGAGAUCGAGGCGCAGAUUAAGGCCAAUUACGACGUGCUGGAGGGCCAAAAAGGUGUUGGGAUGGACGAGCCACUGGUGGACUGUGAGGGCUACCCCCGGGCAGACGUGGACCUCUACCAAGUCCGCACAGCCAGACACAACAUCAUCUGCCUGCAGAAUGAUCACAAGGCGGUGAUGAAGCAAGUGGAGGAAGCCCUGCACCAGCUGCAUGCGCGUGACAAGGAGAAGCAGGCCCGUGACAUGGCUGAGGCCCACCAAGAGGCCAUGAGCCACAGGCGGGGCCACAGCCACAGCCUUCCCCAGGCCUUCGCCAAAGUGAACAGCGUCAGCCCGGGAUCCCCCGCCAGCACCGCGGGUCUGCAAGUGGAUGACGAGAUUGUGGAGUUUGGCUCUGUGAACCCCCAGAACUUCCAGUCACUUCACAACAUCAGCAGUGUGGUGCAGCACAGUGAGGGGAAACCCCUGAAUGUGACCGUGAUCCGUCGAGGUGAGAAGCACCAGCUCAGGCUUGUCCCAUCUCGCUGGACGGGAAGGGGACUGCUGGGCUGCAACAUCGUUCCUCUGCAAAGAUGACGCCUGGAGCCUCCGCAGGAAGCUGCUGCAGCCCGGCCUCACUGGGGCCUGGGGGCGUCUCGUUCUCUUCAGCCCCUGAAGAGAGUGGAAGGGGCUGGAAGCCUGCGUGGACAUGGAGGUGGUGUGGUCGCAGGGCCGGGCCUCCCAGUGUAACCUCAGAUGAAGGCAUUGUGAAAAUGUCAUCUGUGUUUGUCUCUUUUACAUGUUGGGUCACGGCCCUGCAUAGAAUUCUCUAGAUUCCUGGCAGGUGACUGGGAGUUAUUCUGGCAGGUGCUGAUCAGACUUUAUUUUUUGAAGAUAUUUUUUUUUCUUCAAAUAAACCCAGUUUUGCCGUGCUGGUAAGACCAUCUUAGCGCCAAAGUUGAAUUUCUGAAGAACCUCUCAAGCCAGAGCUGAGACCAGGUUGUGAUUUCUGAAAAGAAAA